Molecule: messenger RNA, 1578 nt
Organism: Drosophila erecta
Lineage: Eukaryota; Metazoa; Arthropoda; Insecta; Diptera; Drosophilidae
Product: mitochondrial carrier homolog 2
Exons: 1
Coding region: 164-1351 (395 amino acids)
Source: RefSeq, a predicted model, not a curated record
GAAUCCAAUGUCAACAGCCAGAUUCUUGAAGGCAAACGUUGCCCAUCCAAAGCAGUGUAUUCGAACUGAAACGGCAUUCGGUUAGAUCAUCCGUUCCAUUCAACUAAAUUCGAGUUUUUUUCAUUUGCAAAGGAUAUAGAUACAUCGCGAGAGGGAUUCGGCAAUGGCCCACAUGGAGCACAAUCGUCGCAAUGCCCGCGCAGAGGGCAUGGGUCUUGGUGGUGGCGAUGCGGACAACAGUGCACUGAUGCGCCGCACCACCGCACCACCGUUAGCGGUGCAGCACGCAAGAACUGAGCCGAUGGUGGUGGAGCCACCGGUGGAAGCUUCCCUUCGCUCGACGAGGCCAUCCAGCCAGCAGCAGCCCGUUGAUCGCGAUCGGUUGGCCAACCCAGAGCAAAGCUGUCGCGGAUCGGUUGCCGAAUCAGCACAUCCAUGCAGCCAACUUCCAGUUCAUGACCGACCCAAUCAGCUGGUGCGCUUUUGUCUGCGCCUGGGCUACAAUGCGCUGCUGUAUCCGUACGAGAUGGCCAAGGUGCUCAUCCAACUGGGCCAUGAGCCGCUCCAGGCGAGCCCCUUCCAGUUGCGGCUGAUUCAACAGCGGCCCCGCCUCUUCCUGCCCAGUGUCCAUCGGUAUGUGCAGCACAUCCAGCAAAUAGAUGGCUACUCGGGUAUGUAUCGCGGGUUGCCGGCUCGCCUGGCCGCCAGCAUAGUGGACUAUUUGCUUGGCGAUCUUCUGCUGGCUGCCCUGCACUUUGCUCCCUACAAGAGAGGCCCCGGCGAGGGACUGAGCCUCAAGGAGUUCUGGUGGAACCUGACCAGGGACAGCCUGCGCCUGGCCAUCGCAGUGGUCAUAACGCAACCCUUCUACGUGGUCAUGGUGCGCCAGAUAGCCCAGUUUGUUGGUCGCGAACGCGUCUAUGUGGGACUCUUUGGCAGCCUGAUGACUCUUGCCAAGCAGCAGGGAUGUGCCGGACUGUUAGCAGGCGUGGUGCCCCGCCUACUGGGCGAGUGGAGCGUCCUUGUCGUGACCAGCGCUCUGAGUCACCUGUGCCGUCGCCUCCUGCCCAUUAGCCACACCCAGCAGCAGUACAAUGCCGUGGUCAUCCAGAUGAUGGCCAGCCUAGUGGCCUAUCCACUGGAGGUUACCUCCGCCUGCAUGGCUGGAGCCGGAGCACCAUUGGCCGCCUGUGAGCCGCCAAGCAUGCCGCUCUACCACCACUGGGUCGACUGCCUCUCGGAUCUCUACGCCCGCGGUGGGCAAAACCGCGGGGCCAUCCUCUUUUGGCGCACGGUGCCCAGGAUCCAGUUGCUGCGCCACAAGGAUGGUCACUCUGCCAGAUCGGGAUAAAUGUGGAGAAGCCGCUGGGAGUCAGUGGAGAAUGAAGAGUUCAGAAGUCGAGAGUUGAAGGCGAAGAAUCGAAUGUUAGAGAGUCGAGAAUAUGCUAGUUAAAUAGAAUGAGUUAUGAAGGGAUAUAUACUCGUAUAUGGAAGGAGCUACAGAAUAGAAUAGUAAAAGGCAAAACAAAUAUGAAUUGUACAUUUUGGAUCGUGAAGAAAAUUGCAAGUUAAUAAAAU